AUAGAUAUAAAAUUUAAUAUACAAACUAUUACAUAUAUAUAAUAUUUUUAUAAUCAAACUAUAUUUAAUUAAAGAAAAAAAAAAAAAAAGAAAAAAAAAAUCAAAUGAAAUUUAUUGCAAUUUUAUUAAUCGCCCUUUUGGGUUUUGUCUCGACAACAUCGGCCUCACAAGCAGAGUGUGAUUUUUGCGAUGUUGUAGUAAAUUAUGUUGAAGGAUUUGUUUUAAAGAAUAAAACACAAUCAGAAAUUGAAACCGAACUUGAAAAAGUUUGCAACCUUGUAUCACCAAACUUAAAAUCAACAUGUGAUAAUAUCGUUAUGGCUUACACUGAAACAAUUAUUAAAUUAAUUAUUAUGAAAGAAAACCCAAGUACAAUUUGCCAACAAAUCAAAAUAUGCCCACAAACUCCACAACCAAGUCUCUAUGAACAAAUGGCAUCAUUUAAUCAAGAUAAAUUAAAAGAAAUCAAGGGUGAAGUUUUAAAAAAAGCAUCUCCACUCUUAGGUAGAACUAGAGAAAGCUCUGAUAUUUGCUCCAUUUGUAAAAUCGUUACCGGUGAUGUCAUCGUCAUGGUUAAACAAAACAAAACAGAAAGUGAAAUUAUUUCAGAUUUGGAUAAUGUUUGUAAAGAGUUUAAAGUAUUUGCUAAUCAAUGUACUCAAAUGGUAGAACAAUAUGUACCAGCCAUCAUUGGUAUGAUUGAAAGUGAAGAUCCACAAGAGAUUUGCCAACAAAUCAAAUUAUGUCCCCCAUCAAACAGCAAUCACAACAACAAUAACAACAAUCACAACUUUUACAACCGUCCAAUUAACAAAGGAAGACUUUCAAUUACAAAGAAUUUUUAAUUUUUUUUUUUUCCCAAUCUUAAAACAACAAAAAAAUAUAUAAAAUAAAAAAAAAAAAAAAAAGAUAAUCUAAAUAUAACUAAAUAAACAAUAAAAGUUUUUAU
Messenger RNA from Dictyostelium purpureum, 949 nucleotides. RefSeq lists its product as uncharacterized. Gene Ontology annotation, biological process: sphingolipid metabolic process. The coding region runs from base 105 to 845 and encodes 246 amino acids. Lineage: Eukaryota; Evosea; Eumycetozoa; Dictyosteliales; Dictyosteliaceae. The record is from RefSeq and is a predicted model, not a curated record. The transcript is spliced from 3 exons. Gene Ontology annotation, cellular component: lysosome.